AUGGCGACAGUUACCCAGGUCGAAGCGCCUGUCGCGAGGCCGCGUAUAGUGUUGAACACUAAGGCAGAGCAACCGGCAUUCCCUGAUAUUAACACCAUCCGAAAGGCCAUCCCCCCUCAUUGCUUCAAGCCUUCAACAUGGAGAUCGUUAUCAUAUGUUGCGCGAGAUCUCGUGAUGGCUGGCGUCCUUACCUAUGCGGCAUUGACGUAUAUCCCUUCCGUAUCUAACCCUGCUUACCGUGCUUCUCUUUGGGUUGUAUAUGGGUUUCUCCAAGGCCUCGUGUUUGUCGGGUUAUGGAUUUUGGCGCACGAAUGUGGUCAUGGCGCUUUCUCUGUUCACAGAGGUCUUAAUGAUACAGUUGGCUGGGUCUUGCACUCUGCCUUGGGUGUGCCAUAUUUCUCGUGGAAGUUCUCUCACGCCCGGCACCACCGUUUCACCGGUCAUAUGCAGAAGGAUAUGGCCUUUGUUCCGCAGACCAGGCCCUCCUGGUUUAUUAGGUCGCUAGGAGACGCCUUGAGCUCUUUCGUAAACUCCGAAGUUCUCGAGGAUGCGCCCCUGGUCAACUUGAUUCGUCUACUUGGCCAGCAGUUAGGAGGAUGGCAGGUUUAUAUCCUCAUCAAUGCGACGGCGGGAGAGGAUAGUUUGCAAAACCAGGACGCCAAAUGGUGGAGGCGAAGCCACUUGGACCCUUUCAGCGGAGUCUUUCGUCCCCAGGAAGCCUUAUAUGUUCUCAUCUCCGAUUUAGGCCUCGCCCUUGUAGGUGCUGGUCUCUACUAUAGCUCGUUGGCUCUUGGUUGGCAAACCGUAUUCCUCCUGUACGGAGUUCCUUACUUCUGGGUGAACCAUUGGUUAGUUGCCAUUACCUACCUUCACCACACACACCAGGAUGUCCCUCAUUAUGAUGGCGCACGAUGGACUUUCGUCGCCGGAGCCCUGGCCACUGUUGACCGUGAUUUUGGCUUCAUUGGGCGCCACAUAUUCCAUGGCAUCAUCGACACGCACGUUGUGCAUCAUCUAUUCUCACGAAUUCCCUUCUAUUAUGCUGAAGAAGCCACUCGAGCUAUCAAGCCGCUACUUGGUGAUCUCUACCACAGCGAUGAGCGCUCAUUCAUGGCUUCAUUAUGGGAAACAUCCCGUUCUUGCCAAUACGUGGAGAACGACCCGAACAACCCUGGUGUUCUAAAGUGGGCUAAAUAG
Messenger RNA from Daldinia caldariorum, 1197 nucleotides. Its product is annotated as fatty acid desaturase-domain-containing protein. Gene Ontology annotation, molecular function: oxidoreductase activity, acting on paired donors, with oxidation of a pair of donors resulting in the reduction of molecular oxygen to two molecules of water. The record is from RefSeq and is a predicted model, not a curated record. Lineage: Eukaryota; Fungi; Ascomycota; Sordariomycetes; Xylariales; Hypoxylaceae. Gene Ontology annotation, biological process: lipid metabolic process. The coding region runs from base 1 to 1197 and encodes 398 amino acids. The transcript has 4 exons.